This is a messenger RNA of Rhineura floridana, 3661 nucleotides long. RefSeq names its product transmembrane protein 248 (gene TMEM248). The transcript has 8 exons. Lineage: Eukaryota; Metazoa; Chordata; Lepidosauria; Squamata; Rhineuridae. Bases 296 to 1399 code for a protein of 367 amino acids. The record is from RefSeq and is a predicted model, not a curated record.
GGCGCCCUUCCUGUCCCAGGACGGCACGGCCGCAGCCCCGGCGGGAUUCGAACCCGCCGCUCUGGCGGCGCCUCGCCGAGUGCUGACGUCAUUGAGGCUUUCCCGCUCGUGGGAGGAAGUUUGUCCCCGCGGCGCCGCCGUCGCUGCCCCAGCCCCUCCUCCUCCUACGGGCGGGGCAGCGGAGGAGGAGGAGCGGCGGCUCCCCGGACAGGCCCAAGCGGAGGAAGCGGCGGCGGCGGCGCGUGAGGAGGAUGCUGCAGCCCCGCCGCUGAGCCCGCCGCCGCUUCAGCGACCCAUGCGAACGAGGGGCUUCUUUAUUUCUCUCUCUCUGGUUUUCUCCUCUGUCGCUGUGGACGACUGGCCCAGUAACAAGACCCAGGGAGAUCCAGGUUCUCUGCCUGCCCACAUCAAGCUCGAGGAAGGGAAUGAGCUAGAGGUGGACCUAGUCAGAAUAAUGUUCAACAUAAACCCUCUAGAGAACCUGAAGGUUUACAUCAGCAGCCGGCCGCCCCUUGUGGUGUUCAUGAUCAGUGUUAGUGCAAUGGCUAUAGCCUUCCUGACCUUGGGGUAUUUCUUCAAAAUCAAGGAAAUCAAGUCACCGGAAAUGACAGAGGACUGGAACACUUUCCUUCUGCGGUUUAAUGACUUGGAUUUCUGCAUUUCGGAGAAUGAAACAUUAAAGCAUCUCAUAAAUGAUACCACCACUCCAGAAAGCGCUAUGACCAGCAGCCAGGCCCGGCCUUCCACACCAUCACCGCAGGCACUUGAGGAUUCUGGCCCAGUCAACAUCUCAGUUGCCAUCACUUUGACGUUGGACCCCCUGAAGCCCUUUGGUGGUUUCUCCCGAAAUGUCACCCACUUGAGCUCCACCAUUUUUGGACACCAAAUUGGACUUUCAGGCAGAGAUGCUCAUGAGGAAAUCAACAUCACUUUCACCCUGCCCGCUGCCUGGAAUUCGGACGACUGUGUUCUGCAUGGCCACUGUGACCAAGCAGUCUUCAUAACCUGCAUGACCAUCACGGCAGCCAUCGGGGUCUUCCCGGUCACAGUUCAGCCACCACACUGUAUUCCGGAGACGUACAUUAAUGCGACCUUCUGGUACAAGAUCUUCACCACUGCAAGGGACUCCGAAACCAAAUACGCCCAAGACUACAACCCUUUCUGGUGUUACAAAGGAGCCAUUGGCAAAGUCUAUCAUGCAUUAAAUCCCAAACUGACAGUUAUGGUUCCAGAUGAUGACCGCUCCUUAAUCAAUCUGCAUUUAAUGCACACCAGCUACUUCCUCUUUGUGAUGGUCAUCACCAUGUUCUGCUAUGCAGUGAUCAAAGGCAGACCAAGCAAGCUGCGGCAGAGUAACUCUGAGUUCUGUCCUGAAAAGGUUGCUUUCUCAGAAGUGUGACACCCCCCCACCUCCUUCCUCCAAAAGUGAUGGAGUCUGCAAUCAUUGCCUGCUGAACCCAGAACUCGGCCCUGAUUCGUUAUGAAUUCAUUAUAUUGUGAUGUUGGGUUAUUCCAACCAAAGACAUUUUAAGUGCCUGUAACGGUUAUUUAUAGGAGUAUAUGUGGAACAGGUGAAGGCAUUGCAGCCCAGGACAGUUGGGGACCCCUUAGCCUGUUUGUGUCAGACUGUUUUGUGGCAGUGUGACUGCCUAAUUGGAGCCAGAGAUAUUUGUGUGUGUGUGUGUGUGUGUCUUGCUGCAUUGGGACAUUUCAGAUGCCUUUUGCAAUUGUCUCAGAAAAAGCACCUUAUUUUCCCAGUGGUCUGUCCAGGGUCUCCAAGGCAGGGCCCUCCUCUCUGCUGCCGUACUGCCAUUCCGAAGCCACGGAGGACGGCCUCCGUGGAGAGAGUGUGGGCCACGGUCUGGUUUCUUCCUGCCCAUUUCCUGUCUGCUUCCAGAAAGAUACCAAUAUUUCUAGAUUUGUUUUUUAAACAGCAACAACAAAACCACCUGGCAUACUUGCGUUUUAAUACUGGCUGUAGUUAGGAAAGAUACUUGUAAUUUUAGAUUAAGAAAAGCAAGAGAGGCAUCUUCCACUUUGCACUCUGCUUCUUUGAAAGUGCUCCUAAAAUUGUAAGUCAGCACAGACUGAAUCUCCAUUGGCACCAUCCUGGAUCAAAUCAAGGCUGUUGCUGCAGGGCGUGCCCUUUGAUGCUGAUCUGCAUGCGCAGAUAAACCACAUGCUGCAGAAUCCCUGGGAUUGCCCCGUUACAGACAGUGUAGGCACUGCUUGUGUGUGCGCACGCACACGCAUCUGAAAGGUUUGUUUGUUUCAUGUAUAUCACAACCUUCCAGUCCACAGAAAACCAGCUUUUCUGAGGAGAUUUCAGGCCGGCUGCUUCUCUGACGUGCUCGUUGUUUGUUGAGAAAAUAUUUUUCUCUUUUCAGUGUGGGUGAGAGUUUCAGCACAUAGUCUGGAAUGGUCUAGUCGUCUUAUGAUCUGCAUGUGUAAGGUCAGCUCUUGCUUUCCAAACUGGGAACUUCUGUUGGGCUUUCAGGGGCCUGAUGAUGAAAGGAAGAGGCAGGCAGCCAAGGGUAAUUGGGGCAUGCUGCCCGUCGCCCUCUGUUUGUUGAACGUGUUGUCUGGUGAGAGAGAUGCUGGGAGCCGCCUGACGCUGUGGAGGGAAGCCUUCCAGGUGGGUAGCCUUUGUGUUCAACUUUGGACCUUCUCCUUGGAGAGCUUUUGAGUCUAGGGGGGGCUUUUCCUUCUCUGCCCUUCCUGUUUGUGCAACAUCCUCCAGUUUCACUCUUGAAGAGGUGCAGGGAAGGUUAGGAUCCCCUUUGGCCAGUGCUUUGAAGACAUUGCUGGUUGCCUCAGUGACAUUUUCCUCCUUCUCCACUCUGGCUUUCAUAUCUGGUGGCUGCGCGGCAUCUCUCCAUAUUGAAACAAGCCUGUUUUUUUCUUACGAGAAUGGCUUGCUUCGUGUUUGCACAAAAUAACACAGUGUGUGGCCUGCUUUCAUUGAAGGAGUUCCUUGCCCAUGCACUGCCUUGCUUGGUGUCUCAUAAACGUCUCCAACAUGGGGACUAUCUCCAGGGAUCUUUGGGUUCUGGUAUUGGGCAAUGAGUGUGGCAGUGAUUUUUUUUUUAAAGCAUCCUCUUCGAGUUAAAAUUCCAACAAAACACGUUUUAAAUGGAAAAAAUCUUGUGGACUUUGAAAGAAGAAUGUUGGGGUUUCUGUUAACCUUUUGCUUUUCUGGUCUGUUCCAGACAUGAAUCUGGUGCUGGUCCCAGCUGUUCACAGGGAGGAGGAGGAGGGCUGGGGCAGAGCAGGGUGCGUCACACAGAAGAAGUCAGGGGCAUCCAGGCAGGAGGAUUCAAACGGGGCAUUGCAGCGGCUGUUCGGAUCAUAUUGAUCUUGCUUUUUUCUUUUUCAUUUUCGCUAUUGAAUCAGGUUUGAUUCUGUUUUGUUUUCUUGUUAGAAAUCUGCCAUUCCAGUUGAGUUCUCUGGCAUGAUAUGAAGGGUCACAAUCUCGUUAUUCCCCACCCCUCCUUUCCCCCAGCGUCCUUUGCAGGAGAUGGAGGGUUAAGACAGCAUUUCACUUGCCUCUGGGGCUGCCGGUCAGUAACUGAUUUAUUAAUGACACUUCUCUCCUAAGUUAAUUUUUUUGUGUUUGUAAGAUACAGAUAUUGCUUUGCAAAAUAAAAGUUUAUUACUAUCA